AUGGCAAAUAGUACGUGGAAGUUAGUUGUUACUACGGCUCUUAUAUCGUUGUUUUCAACUCAACUAGCCAAAAGUGUAUGGAAUGAAUAUAAACUUUCAUGUGCGGCUAAUAAGAAUAAAACCGCAUCACAACCUCGUCAAUAUGAUGAGCACUUAUUUAGGGAACAAUUGGCUCGUAACUAUGCAUUUCUCGGUGAAGAAGGUAUGAGCAAGAUCAAAGAACAGUAUAUAGUUAUAGUUGGCGCUGGAGAAGUGGGGUCGUGGGUAUGCACAAUGUUAAUUCGUUCAGGCUGUCAGAGGAUUAUGAUUAUUGAUCCGGAAAACAUAUCUAUUGACUCCUUGAACACCCAUUGUUGCGCAGUUUUAUCAGAUAUUGGAAAGCCCAAAGUCCAAUGCUUGAAAGAAUACUUGUCUAAGGUUGCUCCUUGGUCCGAAAUAAAAGCAAAGGCUAAGACUUGGACCAAAGAAAACUCACACGACUUAAUUUUUGCAGAUGGUGAGUCCCCAACUUUUAUCGUGGAUUGUCUAGAUAAUCUAGAAUCCAAGGUGGAUCUAUUAGAGUACGCCCAUAACAAUAAAAUAAGCGUUAUCUCUUCCAUGGGUGUCGCCACCAAAUCAGAUCCAACCCGUGUAAAUAUAAAUGAUAUAUCGAUGACAGAAUUUGACCCUAUAUCUCGUUGUGUGAGAAGAAAAUUGAGGAAAAGAGGUAUCGUCACAGGAAUUCCUGUUGUUUUUAGUAAUGAAAUGCUUGACCCACGUCGGGACGACGUACUCUCUUCCAUAGAUGGCGAACACUGUGCGAUCAAUGCCAGUAGAGAUGAAGCUCUAAGACAUUUACCGGAAUUAGGAACCAUGCCUGGUAUAUUUGGUUUGAGUAUUGCGACAUGGAUUUUAACCAAAGUUUCCGGCUACCCAAUGAAAGAAAAUGAAGUCAAGAAUAGGCUAAAGUUUCAUGACGGCAUCCUAGAGACUUUCCAAAAGCAGAUGGCGCGAUUGAAUGAAAACAAAGAUCAAUCAUCAUUGCUUGGGUUGAAAGAGGUCGGUUAUAUAGUCGAAGAAAUGUUUAGAGGCAAAUCUCCUAUUAGUGGAUACUCUACAAAACUAGCUCUAACAAAAUGGGAGGCCAACAAAGCGGUUUCCUUAACUAAUGUUGUUCUAAUGACGAAAGAAGAGCAAGAAAUUCACGAAAAGAGGAUUUUGCUGGAUGGUGAAAAACUAACAGCUGUAUACUCUAGCGAAGUUCUCAAUGUUAUUGAGAGGGUUUUUAAAGAAGAGGAGUACUACUUUUAG
This is a messenger RNA of Saccharomyces paradoxus, 1290 nucleotides long. It is a transcript of the gene TCD1, whose product is annotated as tRNA threonylcarbamoyladenosine dehydratase. Gene Ontology annotation, biological process: cyclic threonylcarbamoyladenosine biosynthetic process. Gene Ontology annotation, cellular component: mitochondrial outer membrane. The transcript has a single exon. The record is from RefSeq and is a predicted model, not a curated record. Lineage: Eukaryota; Fungi; Ascomycota; Saccharomycetes; Saccharomycetales; Saccharomycetaceae. Gene Ontology annotation, molecular function: ubiquitin-like modifier activating enzyme activity; tRNA threonylcarbamoyladenosine dehydratase activity. Bases 1 to 1290 code for a protein of 429 amino acids.